AUGACGCCCCCCCUCCCACCCCACUGCACCGUCCUCGUCAUCGGCAGCGGCAACGCCGGCCUCAGCGCCGCCAUCUCCGCCGCCCAAAACGGCGCCGAAUCCGUCCUCCUCGUCGACAAAUGCCCCCCCUCCCACGCCGGCGGCAACACCCACUUCACCGCCGGCGCCUACCGCACCACGCACGCCGGCGCCGCGACGCUCCUCCCGCUCGUCAACAAAAACAACAACAACAACGACAACAACAACGAAAACAACAACGACGACGCGCCUGCCACUUAUAGUCCUGAAGAAGUAUCCAUCCCCCCCUACCCCGCCGCCGCCUUCGCCGCGGACAUCGCGCGCGUGACGGACGACCGUGCGGACCCCAGCCUCGCGGCCGUGCUGGUCAACGACUCGUUGGGUGCGGUGAGGUGGUUGAAGGAGUGCGCGGGGGUGAGGUGGAGGUUGGGGGUGGAGAGGCAGGCGUAUCGCGUGAGCGUCCGGGACGGAGAUGGUGGGGGAGGAGGAGAUGGGGAUGGUGGAGAUGGGGAUGAUGGGGGCGAGGGAAAAGGAGAGGGAGAAGGAGAAGCGCGGCCGGCGGCGCGCUGGCGCUUCUGGGGCGGUCUGGCGCUCGUGACGGAGGGGGGCGGGAAAGGGCUUGUGGAGGACCUGCUUGGGGCGGCGGCGCGGUGGGGGAUCAGGGUCGUGUGGGGGGCGGGGGUGGUGGGGCUGGUGGUUGUGGGUGGUGGUGGUGGUGGUGGUGCAGCGGUGGAUGCUGCUGAGAAGGCGGAGAAGAAGGUCGUCGGCGCCGUGCUGCGGCACGACGGCGUCGACGUGCCCGUGCUCGCGUCGGGAGGGGUGGUGCUGGCGGCGGGCGGGUUCGAGGCGAACGCGGCGAUGAGGGCGCGGUUUCUGGGGAGGGAGUGGGGCGAGGAGGGGCGGGUGCGCGUGAGGGGCACGCCGUUCAACACGGGCGAGGCGCUGGAGGUGGCGGUGCGGGACGCCGGCGCGGCGAGGGCGGGCGACUGGGCCGGGUGCCAUGCCGUGGCGUGGGAUGCGAACGCGCCCCGGAACGAGGACGGAGGCGGGGACAGGGAGAGGACGAACGAGUACACGAAGAGCGGGUAUCCGCUGGGUGUGAUGGUGGACGUGCGGGGCGCGCGGUUCGUGGACGAGGGCGCUGAUUUUCGGAACUAUACGUAUGCGAGGGUGGGGAGGGCGGUGUUGGGGAGGGAGGAGGGCGUGGCGUUCCAGGUGUGGGAUGCCGUUGGGGCGGGCAUGUUGCGGAAGGAGGAGUAUAGGGAGGAGGUGGUGGAGCGGAUCGAGGCUGGGAGCUUGGAGGAGUUGGCCGAGAGGUGCGAGGAGCGCGGGUUGAGGGAUCCCGAGGCGUUCGUAGGGACGAUAAGGCGGUUCAACGAGGCGGCGACGAGGCAUAGGGAGAGGCAUCCGGAGAGGGUGUUUAACCCGGCGGCCAAGGAUGGCGUUGCGACGGAGCCGGGCAUGUUGGACGUGCCCAAGUCGAACUGGGCCCUGCCGAUCGAGAAGCCGCCGUUCCUGGCGGUCAAGGUCGGGUGCGGUAUCACCUUCACCUUUGGUGGGCUGGCUGUCGAGCCUGAAACAGCUGCUGUCAUGUCGGAAUCAACGGGGAAGCCGAUUGACGGAUUGUAUGCUGUGGGUGAGAUGUUGGGAGGACUUUUCUAUGGAAACUACCCCGGUGGCAGCGGCUUGACUGCGGGGACGGUUUGGGGCAGACGAGCUGGCAGGGAUGCAGCGAAGAGAGCACAGAAAGAAAAGGGAGCGACGCGUCUGUGA
This is a messenger RNA of Diplodia corticola, 1791 nucleotides long. RefSeq names its product fumarate reductase flavoprotein subunit. The coding region runs from base 1 to 1791 and encodes 596 amino acids. The record is from RefSeq and is a predicted model, not a curated record. Lineage: Eukaryota; Fungi; Ascomycota; Dothideomycetes; Botryosphaeriales; Botryosphaeriaceae. The transcript is spliced from 2 exons.